This is a messenger RNA of Daldinia childiae, 1014 nucleotides long. RefSeq names its product Golgi to ER traffic protein 4. The coding region runs from base 1 to 1014 and encodes 337 amino acids. NCBI's taxonomy places the organism in Eukaryota, Fungi, Ascomycota, Sordariomycetes, Xylariales, Hypoxylaceae. Gene Ontology annotation, biological process: protein insertion into ER membrane. The transcript is spliced from 2 exons. The record is from RefSeq and is a predicted model, not a curated record. Gene Ontology annotation, cellular component: TRC complex; cytosol. Gene Ontology annotation, molecular function: protein binding.
AUGAACGCCAAAGGCGACAAGAUCGAGAAGAUCAUUGCUCGCCUGCAGCAGCGGAUCAGUGAGGGGCAGUUCUACGAAGCCCAGCAGCAGACUCGCGUCGUAGCAGCUCGAUACACCAAAGCCGCAAACUGGGAUGCCGCUAUAAAUAUACUCUACAAUGUUGCACAGUCGCUUCUGAAGGCGGGCCAGGGCGGCAGCGGUGGCGAUCUCUGCGUGCUGCUGGUCGAUAUAUACAAACAAGCGGAACUGAAGCCCGAUGCUGUUACCAAGGGCCGAUUGCUCACGUGUUUGCGUUUGUUCGACAGCGAAGAACCCACGCGCAAGAAGUAUAUUGGGGAGAUCAUAACAUGGUCUUCCAAAUUCGGCGAGUACCCCGCGGGCGACCCCGAGCUGCAUCAUGUUGCGGGCUCGCUAUAUGCGGAAGAGCACGAACCGUACGAUGCAGAGAGACAUCUACUUCUUGGAACGAAGGACUCGGCCGAAGUGUUGGCUCGCUUAGAAUACGAAUGGUUUAAGGAGGACGACGCACAUACAGCCGCUUUAUAUGCCGCGCGGGGAGUGCUGCCGUAUCUUCUCACGGGAAACGUCCGAUCAGCGAAUGCAUGCUACCGACUAUUCACUAGUGCCCUCAGCCAGGACAAGCAAGGCCAACUUAACGUCCAGGAUGUCAGUAGCAAUAGCGCCGACAUUCGGGUGUACCCCAGCAUACCCCUCCUUAAUUUCCUAGGGCUCCUACUACUCGCGGUCCAGCGAGCGAAUCCGGACUUAUACAAACAACUGCACAGCAAAUAUUCUACUCUCUUAGCCGAAGUCGAGUCAUGGCACGAAUCCUUGGAGAUAAUCGCCGAGAUGUACUUCGGUAUCCAGAAGCCGCGACAGAGCAACCCGCUGAUGGACAUGAUGAGCGGCUUCUUUGGCGGCAGUGGUGGGGGUGGUGCUGCGGCGGGUGGAGGCGCGAAGAGGCCGGCUUUGAAGGGUCCUACGUCGAUGCCGGCUGCUGAGGGAUUAGAUUAA